Messenger RNA from Carassius carassius (crucian carp), 3554 nucleotides. RefSeq names its product cerebellar degeneration-related protein 2a (gene cdr2a). The record is from RefSeq and is a predicted model, not a curated record. Lineage: Eukaryota; Metazoa; Chordata; Actinopteri; Cypriniformes; Cyprinidae. The coding region runs from base 146 to 1462 and encodes 438 amino acids. The transcript is spliced from 5 exons.
UCUAAAGCGGAGUCUGCCACGUUGCUGUAGAGAGACGCCGGGUCACACCGCUAGGGAUAGUCGCUCACCGGCGUUUAUCCAUCAGACAAAGGGCGCUGAUGUCUUAAAAUAAUCGACGGGCUUAAAGCUUUUCAGUGGAGUCGAGAUGCUGACGGACGUGAUAGUAGAAGAGGAGUUUGAUCGCAAUGAAGAUGAGCUGUGGUACAGCAGGAAAGAUCUGGAGCAUGAUCUCCAUUUGGCCGCUGAGCUGGGCAAGACUCUGUUGGACAGGAACCAUGAGCUGGAGCAGGGCCUUCAGCAGAUGUACUCCACCAAUCACGAGCAGCUGCAGGAGAUUGAGUACCUGACCAAGCAGGUGGAUCUCCUGAGGCAGAUGAACGACCAGCAUGCCAAAGUUUAUGAGCAGCUGGACUUAGCAGCCCGAGACCUGGAGAAAAGCAACCAGAGGCUGGUGCUGGAGAACCGCACGGCCCAGCACCGGAUCCAGAGUCUAACCGAGACCAUAGAUGGGCUGCAGACUCACAUGGAGGGUCUUCAGAAGCAGGUGGACGAGCUGAAGGUGUCUCAGUCCAAGAGAGAUCUGGCAGCUGCGCGCCGCAGCCUCGGGGCCCAAAGCAUGUCCUGUCUGAAAGAAAUCUAUGAUCUGCAACGAGACAAGUACUUGAGCUCCGAGAGCCUGCAGGAGGAGAAGUCCUGGCCUGCACUGGAUGACAGACAUGUGGAGGAGGAGAACUCCACCCUGCAGCACACCCUCCACAACCUCAAGGUGCAGCUGGCAUCCGAGCGAGCCCGGCGGCUGGAGGCCGAGCGCGAGACGGAGCUGACGGCGCAAGAAAACGGUGCUCUGGAGGAGCGUCUGAGCCUGCUGGAGGGAGCGCGGCGUCGACAGGCCGAGCUGGAGGCAGAGGUGGAGGAGCUCCGGCAGCUGUGGCGCUCCGAGUCAUCUGGUACAAGACUGACAGACGUCAUGCUGCCCGACAGCGUUUUCUUCGGCGUGGAGGAAAAAGUGGGGGUGGGGCAUGUGGAGGAGGAGGAGCAGGAGGCGGAGCUCCCUCAGGGGAGGCGUCGCUGCAGCAGUGACAGCUACGUCCGUGGGGCUCGAGCCGAGGAUAUCCGGCGUGGACAUGAGCGCACUUGUAUCCGCCGAGCUCAAGCGGUGAAGCAGCGUGGGAUCUCGCUUCUCAAUGAGGUGGACGCGCAAUAUAGCGCACUACAGGUGAAAUACGAAGAGCUGCUCCGCCGCUGCCAGCAGGGGGCAGACAACCUCAGCCACAAAGCCGUCCAGACGCCCACCGCUCCUGCGCAGCGCCGCAAAAGCCAGGCAACCAUAACAACGGACACCAUCUGCCUCGCAAACGAGCUCCAUCAGCCAGAAUACAAGGCCCUGUUUAAAGAAAUCUUCACCUGCAUUCAGAAAACCAAAGAGGACCUGAGUGAGAACAGGGCCGGGCCGAGUCAGUGAGCUGGCAGUAUUAUGCAUCUUCAAUGUAGUGAUCUUCAGCACUUCUGAAUUCACUUGAUGGACGUGUUGAGAGUUUUAAUAGCGCCAUGGUCUUUGUUUGUGUCGAUUGCACUAUAAAACCUGUGCCUAUACACCACCAAACCCUCCACAUCCAAAACCUGCAAAUGCAGGAGACCUGAACAGUGUUUUUGUACUUUUCUAAGUCUUAUUCCAAUGAUUGAGGCACAUGAGAAGUGUGGAUCUCUGCGAUACAGCCAUAUGUGACACCCGAAUACAUCUGUGCUACAGGUUUGAAAGCACAUCUUGAUUUCGUAGAACCACAUCUGUGCGGAAGGUCAAGAUUUAACCAUCCAAUGUGCAGUAGACUAAAUUAUUAUUACUAACGCAUUAACUUAAUGUAAAUCAUACGUCUGAAAGGGUGAAUCUCACAAAACCAAGAACGAGAAGUUUCGCACCAAAAUCGAAAUACAUAUUAUUAAACUAAGCCCAUUUUUAGAACCAUUUGUUGACGUUAUUUUCAUGAUAAUUAAACGCAUUCUAUAACAGAAUAUUAUGAACAUUCUGAUUCUCGUUACAGUAAUGCACCAAAAAUGUUAUUGUAAAAUAUUAAUGCAUUGAAAUAGUAUUUGUCGAGCUAAAUUUGGGGCAAAAACGUAUAAUAGUAAUUAAAAUCUGUUCUUUCUCAAACAUGUUUUUGUGUGAUUCAUCUGAUAAACCUUAAAAACUUAAAAAAUAACUAACAAAUAUGAUUAAGGAAUUCAGUAGGACAAUAUGUAGCCUUAUUCUCUAGCGUCUAGAAAUAUCACAAGCAAUAUUACAAUUCUUUUUUAUUAUUAUUUAAAAGAAAGACUGCAUGUGAUUUCAAUGACAUUACUAACAAUGAUAUGUGAGGCAAUACCGUUUGCUGCUUUUAUAAACUGUCUGGUUACCUCAAUGGAUUGAUGUGCUAGCCAUAUAGUUACAGUUAGCUCGUGUAAAUAUGCUUGAAAUCCUCAUGUGACUUUGUGUCAAUAGUUUGUUUAGAUUAAGUCGCAGUUAAAAGUUUGGCAGCCACAUUCGCUCAAGUUCCCAGCACUUUGUUUUGACGUUCAUGUAAACACCACUGUAAAACUAUGCACUUUAGACGACAGGCCUAUGGUCAGUUUUGUUUUUGUUUUAGUUCUAUUUUUAUUUAUUUUAUUUCAUUUCAUUCGUUGUUGCUGUCGUCCAGAGACUUUAUUUCUAUUCUUGUUUGGUAUUCAUUCAUUGUUUUCCGAUUUUGUUUCUCUCUCUCUCUUGCCUGUGGGAUUAUGUCAACAAUAGAUCGUUACCAAUGUGUUGAUGGAUAUGAAAACAUUGAAAUGUUGAAAAUGUAUUGAAUGAGGGGGUUAUACAUUUGAGGAUUGAAGGCUAUUGAAUGGAUGAUUUGACUACGUAAGUUACUUAAAUGUUACACCAGCACAAAGUAGAGCAUUUUAUGUAAGUUGUAAGUAGUUCUCCGGUCAAAGUGGUUUAACUGGUCAGACAAUAGCUAAUUAUUGUGGGUUUAUGUCUUUGAUGACGUGUAUUUCAUAACCAAACUUAAUACUUAAUCGGGAUCAACCGUGUCCAGGUUCAUUUUGUAACAUUUUGAAGUUGUUAAAUGCCUUGAGUUGGCAAGUAUAAGUAGGCUUUGACGUUUUAAAUCAACGUAUUGCGUAGAUGACUAGGAAAGUGACGUGUAUAGAAAAAAAGAAAGAAGGAAACGUGUUUCUUGAUAUGACUGAUAUCUUAAAUAGCAGGCGGAGAUCACAGGGAAAUGUUCAUAGAUGGAUUGGACUUGACAAAGAAAAAUAAUUGAAUAUUGUCUUGAGGGAGCAACAUAUAUUGUGGUGUUUUCCAUUUCUGAUAUUAUUGCUUUAUUUCGGUGAAAUUGUGCUACUGUACUUGAGCCGUUCCUUCGCUAAGAAAGUUUGCUUUCUAUUUUUGGCAUAAAUUCCCGCCCUUUUCAAAUGCCAUCCAAAAUGACGGCCUAUGCUUCUUGGUCAGCGUUGUGUUAGAAGGCUAUAAAGUGCAUGAUCAGAUGUUAGUGUGCAGCUAAAAUAUAGCUCUUGUGCUCAAGAUAAAAAGAAGG